UUAAAAGUUAAUUCACUUGUUUACUCACAACAGACCGCGGAGCAGUGCUGAAAGCGUGCAGCAUCGUCGUUACUAAAAAGUAAAUCAAAAGAUCAUUUGAUUAAUGCUUCUUAUAAAAGAUAAAAAAGAAAAUGUAUUCUGUAAAAUCAAGAUUAGUCACUUCACCAUUUUUAUGGCACAUAAAAUUUAAGCAAGCUGUUACACAACCGUCAUCUUGGCUUCAGUUCAUUUCUACAACACAACAAAAUGCAGACGCAGCAAAAUCCUUGGAUCAAGAUGCAUCUGGGAAGUUAGCUUUUGUGGCAGAUCAGAAGCACAGAAAGAAACCUUCUCAUAAAAAAUAUGAGUCUCAUAAUAAUUUUCAAGGUAGUCAUUCUCAAAAUCUGCUCAAGAUAAGAGAUAAUUUUAUUAGCUCAUCAGCACUGAAGUCCAGUGAAAACCUCUUGGAAGAUAAUGCACUUGAGAAGUGGCACAGGUUUAAGGAUGUAGAAUAUGAAAAGAUUUUGAAGCAGUCAAGAAAUCUCCUUCAGGAUGAUAGUGAGGAUGAAUACUAUUUCUUCAGGAAUGGAAACCUCAAAGAUUCAAAUGAGAAAUCAAGUAGCACUCCAGAAGGAAUUGAAUUUCCUCCAGCGUCAGAUGCUAAAAAGAGUGGACUUAAAUUACAAAACCCUGAUACCUAUGGGACAUUUCCACCGAUGAAGAAUGAACAUGAAGAAAUAAAAGAAGAUGAAGGGGAUAGAAGAGAAGAAAAAUUUGAGGAAACGCGUUUGGCAAAAAGACACAAGCCACAGUAUUAUGGUCAGCAGAUGAAGAUGCUUUGUAAAGAAAAGAAGCUAGUUGAAGCUUUGAAGAUUUUAGAGGAAGAGAUGCCAUCAGUGGGAGCCAAACCAAAUAGUUACUGCUACAAUGUCCUCAUUGGUGCAUGUGGUCGAGCAGGUUACACAAAAAAGGCUUUCCAGUUGUACAGUCAGAUGAAAAAAAGGGGCCUGACACCUAAACAUGUAGUAUUCACCAGUCUUUUCAAUGCCUGUGCUAACUCACCCUGGCCACUCACUGAUGGCCUACAGAGAGCAACCAAGCUAAGCAAACAACUAAUGGAGAAUGGUGUUAUUUUGAAUAGUACAACUUCACAUGCUAUGAUAAAAGCAUUUGGUAGAUGUGGGGAUAUCAAAACAGCUUUCCAAAUUGUGGAUGAGAUGGUAGAUAAAGGGUUAUUAAUUACAACAGAAAGCCUGAAUUUCUUGUUACAAGCGUGUAUUACUCAUCAAGCGGCUGGUUUUAGACAUGCUCUUUUAGUAUGGAGAAAGAUGCGCGAGUUGAAACUGUCUCCAGAUAUAUACUCCUACAACUUAUUGGUUCGGUGUAUCAAAGAAUGCCAAGCAGGAGAUCCACAGCUGACUUCUCAACUUCUCCAGGAAACUCCCUCUCCAUCUAUGGUUGUGAGAGGAAACCAAAAGCCCAAAAUAAAUGGAGAACACACUGAAAAGGUUCUGCACAUAGAAAGUAAAAAGGAGCCAUCAGAAAGUGAAAGCAAGGCAUGCAUAGAAACUGAUAGAGGUGUUCAAAGUGGAGAAAAUAGUAUCAGCCUCAUAGAACCUGAGUAUACUGUCAUUGAAGUAAAAAGAAACAUGGAAAAUGCUCAGGCUGAUCAGCAAGUCUUACCAGAUCUCUUAGGGAGAAAAAUGACUGUUGGCAAUGUUAUUGGUUUAAGAUCUCUACAGCAACCAGAGGAUAGGCUGGCUCUGGUAGGAGGCCCAGUUAGCAUCUUUAAACACAUGGCAGAAGAUAAUGUGAAACCUGACAUCAGAACAGUGACACAGAUGUUGGAAUCUUUACCUGCAGAUACUCAGGCAGAAGAGGCUUUAUUGGAUUCAAUGAAGAAUAUUGGAAUUGUACCAGAUAUCCAGUUUUACAACAUGCUUAUCCGCAGGAGAAGUUUUCGCAGAGAUACCAGUGCAGCUAAAGAAGUAUUAGACUUCAUGCAGGAACAUCACCUUGUGCCAGAUCUCAUAACCUUUGGCUGCCUGGCCUUAGGUUGUCACCGCUUGCAUGACGCAAAGAACUUUCUGAAGGACAUGGACUCUUUGGGCUUCAGGCCAAAUUUGGAGAUAAUGACAUCUUUGGUGAAAAAUGGUUUAGUAAAGACAGACUACUAUUUUACUCUGGAGAUGCUCUUUGAGAUAAGAGACAGAAACAUUGUCCCAGAUGAACAUCUUAUCAACAUCCUUGAGAAGGCUCGAAAGAGAGCACGUGAUAUAGUCUUAAAAUCAGAAGAAGAUGGUGAUAACUUUGAACAGAAGAAUAGAUUGAAAGGAAUGAGGCUCUUCUUGCUAGAAUAUAAAAACUGGCUGAAAGCAUCAAAUAUACAACUCCCAGACCACCCUUGGGCACAGUACAGAGCAGCAUCAACAAAUCAGAGAUGAUCUUAUAGUUGUGUAGUAGUGUUUCCUCAGUAAAACAUGUAAUUCCUUUUAUGUUAAAAUCUCUGAAGAUAUUUGUAGAUAUCUUAUAUCUUAUUCUUGUACAUAAUGAAAUAAACUAUCAGAGUUGUUGAAUUACAGCUAGUCAUAAAUAUAUGAUAACAAAGAUGAUGGAA
Molecule: messenger RNA, 2596 nt
Organism: Penaeus chinensis
Lineage: Eukaryota; Metazoa; Arthropoda; Malacostraca; Decapoda; Penaeidae
Product: pentatricopeptide repeat-containing protein 1, mitochondrial-like
Exons: 11
Coding region: 132-2423 (763 amino acids)
Molecular function (GO): protein binding
Source: RefSeq, a predicted model, not a curated record